AUGUUUGUAACGGUGGAUGAUCGUCUUAGACAACAUGGAAGCUUUGGCAUUCCGUCUGGUGGUUGGGGCAAUCAACGAACAGCAAGAAAGAUUGAUGGAGAAGAUGAAGGGUUGACAGCUGUUGAAGAAGAUCCAACAACAAGCACGAGAAGAUUAGCGUCUGCUGUUAGGAUUAGCCAAUUAUCGGUUUGGAGAAUUUUGAACAACCAGCUGCUUUACCCCUAUCAUGUUCAACGAGUUCAGGCUCUUUCUGAGCAUGACUAUCUCAACAGACAACGUUUUUGUGAACAAAUAAGAGGCCAGGAGUCUGAGGUAGGCGCUCUGCUGCAGCACAGCUUCUUCAGCUUCCUCAGCAACCACGUGCUGAGGUUCAGUUUACCGGAAGGUCUGUCAGUGACGUCAGGAGGACGAGCGCUAGGCGACUCCUUCGAGAUCAACCUUGGCCGUGCCUAUGAGGAAGCACGUGGUAAAAAGAAGAAGCAAAUGAUGAUGAUGGGCGCGAUGAUGAUGGCCAAGGCGGCGAUGCUGGGCAAGAUGAUGAUGUUGAUUAUCAAGUUCAAGGCCAUCAAGGCGCUGCUGCUGAGUAUCGUGGCCCUGGCGUUGGCGAAGAUACAGCUGUUCAAGUCACUCAAGAACAGCGGCGGAGGUAAGGGGGGUGGCAAGGAGACCUACAUCAUUAUAAAGGCAGGCAAGGGUGGCGGCGGACACGGCAGUCCCCCGAGUGGAGGCGGCGGAUGGUCUGACAGCAGCGGAGGCAUUGGAGGCGGCGGGGGCGGCUGGAGCAGCGGAGGAGGAGGUGGUGGAUGGCAAGCUGACAGUGGAGGUGGAGGUGGUUGGAGCAGCGGCGGCGGUGGCGGUGGAGGUGGAGGUGGCGGCUGGUCCAGUGGAGGCGGCGGUGGCGGCGGCGGGGGCAGCAGUGGUUGGUCUGGAGGCGGCGGUGGCAGUGGUGGUUGGGGUCGUAACUACGACGCCAGCUGGCUUGCCUACAGAGCACAUGCGCAGAACAAGACUGACACAUAA
Messenger RNA from Macrosteles quadrilineatus (aster leafhopper), 1020 nucleotides. Its product is annotated as keratin, type I cytoskeletal 9-like. NCBI's taxonomy places the organism in Eukaryota, Metazoa, Arthropoda, Insecta, Hemiptera, Cicadellidae. Bases 1 to 1020 code for a protein of 339 amino acids. The record is from RefSeq and is a predicted model, not a curated record. The transcript has 4 exons.